CUUUACAUCAAGAGAGAGGAGAAUGGCAAACCAUAGGAAGAAAUUCAUUGAUCUGGUGGAUAAGGCAAUUGCUGUUGGUGACACAAUGGACCGUGAUGAUCUGCUUUUUUCUUACAAGGGGAUUCUCUACCCCACAACUGUGUGCAGUCCUGAAAUAUUCAAGGCUCUUGAGUCCUUUGAAGCCAGGCAGGAGGAUGUGAUCCUAGCAGGGUAUCCUAAAUCUGGUACCAAUUGGGUUGGCCAGAUCUUAACUGACUUGGUAACAACAUCUGCAGAGAAUAAUGAAGAUGAAACAAAUAGCCUGAAUGAUGAGGAACUGGAAGAAUUUCCCUACCUUGAAGUUGGAGAUGCUGAGAAAUAUCAGCGGAUGGAGAAAUUACCUUCUAGAAGAGUUAUAUUCACUCAUCUCCUGCCACACAAUCUACCUGAGUCCAUCUUCAAGAAUAAAGCCAAGGUACUGGUGCUUGUUCGAAAUCCCAAAGACGUAGCUACAUCUUUUUACCAUUUUACCAAUGGCAUGUCUCCACUUCCCUCUUAUGAGACCUGGGAUGAGUUCUUCACAGCUUUCAUGACUGGAAAAAUGCCUUGGGGCUCCUAUUUUGACUAUAUUUGUGAAUGGAGCAAGCAUGUUGACGAUGAAAAUGUUAUGACCAUAACCUAUGAAGAACUGAAAGAGAACAGGGCUUUGGCAGUGAAAAAGAUAGCUGAAUUCUUCGUGUUGCCCUUGACUGAGGAACAGCUUCAAGCGGUUGCAGAUAGGAGCAGCUUCCAGGCUAUGAAAGAGAAUGCCCACAAAACUCAUGGUGCAUUUGGCAACGUUCUUUUCCGCAAAGGUAGUGUUAGCGACUGGAAGAACCUUUUUAAUGAAGAUCAGAACCAAGAAAUGGACAAAAUGUUUGAAGAACGCCUAGCAAGAACUAAGCUGGGAGGAAAGAUGAAGUAUGAGGUGUACUGCAAAGCCUGAGGACUAAGAAAACAUUGUUAAAGCAACAGUUCCCCACAAUUCUAUCAGAUCAGUUGCAUUACAUGCACUAAAAAAAUAGAUCAAGUGAUUCAAACUUCUCUGAAUGUUUGUAAAUGAUCACAACACUCCAGCUCUCUUUACAGUGACAGCAGAUUCUCAGCAUGCUUAGACUGCAUACCUUUAUUCAAUGCUAUUGUAAUCAGUCAGACCCAGACCAAUACUACACCACUGCUCCAGUACAUAUCACCUGGAAGAACCUCUCUCCCUCACUACCCUCUUUCCCCCUUACAGUUGUCUCAUCUCACCCAAUUCCAUCAGUAAAAUAUUUAAUAGCA
Mauremys reevesii (Reeves's turtle) is the source of this 1299-nucleotide messenger RNA. RefSeq names its product sulfotransferase 6B1-like. The transcript has 7 exons. NCBI's taxonomy places the organism in Eukaryota, Metazoa, Chordata, Testudines, Geoemydidae. The coding region runs from base 23 to 964 and encodes 313 amino acids. Gene Ontology annotation, molecular function: sulfotransferase activity. Gene Ontology annotation, biological process: sulfation. Gene Ontology annotation, cellular component: cytoplasm. The record is from RefSeq and is a predicted model, not a curated record.